This is a messenger RNA of Aquila chrysaetos chrysaetos, 2986 nucleotides long. RefSeq names its product zinc finger DHHC-type palmitoyltransferase 13 (gene ZDHHC13). The transcript is spliced from 17 exons. Gene Ontology annotation, cellular component: Golgi membrane. Gene Ontology annotation, biological process: protein palmitoylation. The coding region runs from base 204 to 2003 and encodes 599 amino acids. Lineage: Eukaryota; Metazoa; Chordata; Aves; Accipitriformes; Accipitridae. The record is from RefSeq and is a predicted model, not a curated record. Gene Ontology annotation, molecular function: protein binding; palmitoyltransferase activity.
GACCCCGGGGGGGGGGGGGGGUCCUGUGUGAAAGGCGAAGCACGCACCGAACGGCUUUUUUUCCCACGUGAAAAGGGGAAGGAGGAGUUGGGGACGGCACUGAAGAAAACUAGAAGCCGCGGAGCUCCUCGUAGGAGCCGCGGGGGCUCCGCAGCACCGGGGGGAAGUGUAAAAACCAUUGCCAUGGACCUCAUCGACCUCAUAUGCACAACUGUCAUAGUGCCCACGGGGAUAAAGAUCUGCCGGUGCUACCAGGACCAUAUCCGAUUGUUGAAGACCCCAGCACCUGUGAUAUUGUCAAGGCUACACAGUAUGGAAUAGUAGAGCGGUGCAAAGAACUGGUAGAAGCAGGAUAUGAUGUUCGACAACCAGACAAAGAAAAUGUGACUCUUCUUCACUGGGCGGCGAUAAACAACAGACAGGAGCUGGUUAAAUAUUAUAUUUCCAAAGGUGCAAUAGUGGAUCAGCUAGGUGGAGACUUGAAUUCAACUCCCCUUCACUGGGCCAUUAGACAAGGACACCUACCUAUGGUCAUGUUAUUGUUGAAAUGUGGAGCGGAUCCCAGUCUUAUUGAUGGGGAAGGAUUCAGUAGCAUUCACUUAGCAGUGCUGUUUCAACACAUGCCCAUUAUAGCUUACCUCAUAUCAAAAGGCCAGAACGUAGACACAACAGACUUCAAUGGGCAAACACCUUUAAUGUUAUCAGCACAAAAAGCAGUUGGACCAGAGCCCACGAGAUUUCUCUUAAAGUUUAACCCCUCUCUCAGUGCUGUAGACAAUGUUCAAAAGAAUACUGCACUGCACUGGGCAAUAACAUCAGGAAAUACUAGUGCAGUGGAUCUGUUGCUGGAAGCUGGUGCUAGCCUGGACAUAAAAAAUGCCAAGGGAGAGACACCGCUUGACCUUGCUUAUCAAAGUCUGAAUCGCUUCAUGGUUUAUAUGGUAAAAGAGGAGGAAAGAAUGAGAAGCAGAAGAAAUAACAGGCUACUGAAAAUAGUAGAGAAAUAUGAGCUCUUCCUGCUGUUGGCGUCUUCCUUGACGUUGAUGUGGGCCAUAGGAUACGUAAUGAACUUAAGUUCUGAUUCGUGGCUUCUGAAAGGAGGUCUGCUUCUCUUCCUGCUAUUUGGAAUGGCUCUGUUUGUAAGGCAAUGUGUGGGGCUCAAGAAUCUAAGGUAUCUUCCCACAGCAUUUCUGCUAAGUUCAGUUUUUUGGAUGUCUGUGACCUGUUUUUUCUGGUUCCUGCCUGGUGUAACCAGUACAAUUCUUGAAAUCGCUGUCGUGUUCAGCAUGGUGGGUCUUCUUUAUUAUUUCUAUAAAACUUGGAGAACUGAUCCUGGAUAUGUUAAGACUUCAGAAAAAGAAAGAAAAGAGAACAUUGUAGCUCUUGCAGAAGCAGGUUGCUUGGACUUCAGAACAUUUUGCACAUCGUGUCUUGUAAGGAAGCCUUUGAGAUCUAUGCAUUGUCUCGCUUGUGAUUCAUGUGUAGCCAAAUACGAUCACCAUUCUGUGUGGAUUGGACAGUGCAUAGGCAUUGGGAACCAUUGUUACUACCUAUUGUUCCUGUCUUUCCUAACUAUGACCGGUGUCUGGCUGCUUUAUGGAACUCUUCUGUAUUGGUCAAGCCAUUGUGCAACAAGUUACCAUCAAGAUGGAGCAUGGGCGUACUUCACACAGAUAAUAUCUUGCUCUCCGUGGGUUUCCUACAUCUUCGCAGUAGCCUGUUUUCAUACUGUAUGGGCUUCAUUGUGGCUAACUGUUCAGCUUUAUCAGAUUGCAUUCUUGGGAUUGACCUCGCAUGAAAGAAGGAGCCUCCUGAUACAGAGAAAAUCUUCUAAGCAUCCUGUUUCACUCAGGAGAACUCCAUACAAUCUUGGAUGCUUCCAGAAUCUUGCAGACUUUUUUCAGUGCAGUUGCUUUGGUAUGUUUAAACCCAAUGUAGUUGACUGGACCAAGCAAUACAACCUUUUUCAUCUGGCUAAGGAAAAAAAUGUUCAUUCUGUAUGAAGCUUUGCUUAAUUUUAAAACCAUUGAGCUGAAAGCUAAAUAAAACUGGAUAUUUUGUUAAUUUUUACAAAUUCUUCUGAAGGUGCUUGGUUUUAUUUUUAUUAUUGUUUCAAAUAUUAAACCUAUCUUGCACAAGCUACAGCAGGUUUGUAUAUGGAACAAUCACUAUGUGUAUAUAUAGUUUGAGCUGAAACUAUUUGAAAUUUUAUGUGAUGGGAUGACACCACGAAUAUAUAUUUUUAAAGGUAAGGUUUUUAGGGCAGAACUUCAAACCCAUGUUGGUAGCCUUUGCUUUAUUUUGCAGAUAAUAAAAGAAAACUACAUUUGAAAAUUAAGGGGAAUGUUCAUAUUUAAAAAUUUAAUAUUACAAUUACCCUGCAAUUUUAUUGCUUAUGUUGUGAAAACCUCUAUUAAAUCUUUGUGUUCAGAGGAUUUACAUGUAAUAAAACAGAGCUUUCAUGCUUCUACGUGUAUUUUUACAGACUGAAAUAGAUUCAAGGGAUAUGUGACCAGUGAGGUAUUUAAGAACAGGUAUGCACAAAACCUAAGAAAAAGCCUGACUCUUUGCCUUAUGUUUUGCACAUAUACAUGCCCUGUUAGUGUAUGAAAAUGGGUAAGUUGAUGAUGGAAAAUAGCAAUGUAUAUAAAAAGAGGGAAUUAUUCCCAGCCGCAUGCGUAGAUCUUUAAUAGCUAGAUGUCAGCCAUGUUCCCAAGAAAAGGCUACAACGUCAGUCUGGAGCGGCCAGCUGGGCAGUGUGGUUUUGAAUAUAAGUCAAAUUAGGUAAUAAUGAAAACCAGCAGGGAAACAGAUCAAGAUCAGAAAAUUAAGGUUACAUAUCAUCUAGAACUGACAACAUAAGAGUGAAGUAGUGUAACGAAACGCAAUUCUUAUUGUUAAGAAACGGGAGAUUUCAUUUAUCUUGUGAAACGCAUUAAUCUGUGACAUUGUAGAACAUAAAGGCACAAGCAAAUCCAAGUAAAAA